AUGUCACGAAUCGAUUUGAAAGGUUUUGGUGGAAGAUGUCUACCAAACGAUUUUGAUGAUUUUAAUUUUAAUGUUUUGCCUGAAGAUGAUGAAUUGGAUGGCGAGCAACUGAAUGACAACAUCGAUGCAAUCAAUGAUGAAACUUUUGGAGUGGAUGUCGAUGACGACGUCUUGGAUGAUGACUUGGAACAAUAUUCGAAACAAACAGCCGGUUUACAGUUGGAUGAUGAAGCACAGAAAUGGUUUAAUGGACCUACCUGCUCGGUAUCUGCACCGCACCCAUCUGAAUUACCAGCACCUCCAUUUGGAUUUAAUGCAUUUUCCACAGCAAAUGCAUCUUCGUCUCACUGCAAAAAUUUCGAGGAUUUCAAAAUGCAACUCGGGACGACCGAUACGUUGUGGAAAAGUGUUGAUUCUACAACGUCAUCAUUGGGUUGGAGUGGUCCAGAAUUUUCAGCACUUCAGCAUUCCUCUGCACAUGACUUUAUAAAUAGAACAAUCCUGGAUCAGACCAAUUCGCUAGGGGAGAAGAAUAAUUUAUCACAGGAAGAAUGUUCUGAUAAAAGUAAUGGUAUUCGCUCACUGGCAGCGGUACCAAAGAAUGCGCUUACUCUUGAAGAAAUUGAAAGGAACCACAUCACCAGUGCUUGUAAGCCAACAGAUCCAACUGGGCUGCGUUUGCCGCCAGCAGGUGCCGUAACAUUAUCCGAGUUAGAAAGUCGAUUUCUGAUGCAAUCAGCAAGCCAUGUAGCAGCUUCUAAUCCCGACAUUGACCGAUCGGGAGGUGUUUUACCACCAGAUUCACGAAUUCCAUCGAGGAUCCCUCAUCCACCACCCCUUCCUCCACUCCCUUGCUUGCCCUUUCCAAUGUCACAUCCUUUCGCCAUGCAAACUAUAAGAGCCUAUUUGCUCGGUCAACUGCCGGAAUUGCCACCUGGUUUUCCACCGAUAACACCACAGAUGCGAGCAGCUAUUCUUUCACUGAGACCACCACCUAUGAUGCGAAUGCCUUCACGUCUAAUGCUUCCGCCGUUUCCUUUCGCGCAACAAUCUUCCCACCUAAUGUCAGGUCGACCAACACUACCUUUUUAUUUGCCUUGUCCUCCGCAAUCUCAGAUGCAAUCCCAUAUUCCUCAGGUACUCCAUCACAACAUGAGUUACAAUCGAGAUCGUUCGAGCAAGCUUACUGGUCUAGUAUCCAAUAAAACAAUUUCUGAUUUUGCAUUACAUCCUUUUGCUGGCUUCGUUUCCAAAAAAGAGCGCAGUUGGCUUAUUAAAAUUCAGGAAUUACAGUGCCAGGGAUGCGGUAAUCCGUACGAAGAUGAUUUUUAUUACACGACAUGGAAACAACAGAAAAUGGCUCUUGAGAAGCGCAAAAAAGGAUUGAAAACGGAGAACGAAGAUAGUGGUUAUGUGUGGGACACCACCAAUCUGCAUCAUUGUCGUUAUGUUCCGCCGACAUUUGCUGGUAGUUUAGGAAAGCCAACACUUUCCACUAUUAAUUAUCCGAGACAGCUUAUCGAUCUAUCAAGCGACUCAUUGGAUGAUGACGAUAAACUUUCAGUGAAGAGUAAUACAUCACAGAAAAAACUGCGGGCACUUCUUUUGCAGCUGGAAAAUAUCGCGUUAUCAAUUAUUGAGUGUAACGAUAGACUUCGAAUAUUGUGUGCUCCUUCACUUCCUAAUGAAAUUCAGGAAAAGCUCAGGAGUGGUGUUGAAAGCCGUAUGAAAACCAUAAUUGAGACUCUGUGUUUAAACGGACGCCUGCAAGCUGUUUUAUUAAUUAAUAAAGGGCGUCAAAUGUUUGCAAGGACACUAUCACUUGCUAACGAAGAACAGCAAUUAUAUCUUCUUGAAAGUUUUUUUGUCGCUUUAUCAAGUGUUGUCAAAAAAGUUCCAUCAAAUGAGAUGAAUGACUCAUUACUUGUGCCAAUAUUCGAAACGUUUUCUCAUUUUUCGAAAAAUACGCUCAUUGGUUUUAUUAAUAACUUGAAAUUGGAUUUCACUAAUGAUAUAACUAUGAACCUGUUCACGACAAAUCUGCUCAUAUCAUUAUUGAUUUGCUGUUCACGUCAGGAUUGUCCUUUGGAUACAUAUUUUUGCGCAAAUACUCUGUCUUCACUAAUUCGACCAUGUUCACAAGAAGUUAAAUGUUCUUUGGAACAAUAUGUUGCUUUAACGUUAGCUGAUGUUAAAAUACUUGAUACCUGGUCAGCUAAUAAUAUUACUGAUUAUCAUCAAUCAGCCGCGGAGAAAGUUAUCCGAAAUCUCCAACUUACUUGUAGGGAUUCGAAUAAUUGA
Molecule: messenger RNA, 2301 nt
Organism: Cercopithifilaria johnstoni
Lineage: Eukaryota; Metazoa; Nematoda; Chromadorea; Rhabditida; Onchocercidae
Source: the annotation of a GenBank genome assembly